This is a messenger RNA of Microstroma glucosiphilum, 2784 nucleotides long. RefSeq lists its product as hypothetical. Gene Ontology annotation, biological process: exocytosis; Golgi to plasma membrane transport. The record is from RefSeq and is a predicted model, not a curated record. Bases 1 to 2784 code for a protein of 927 amino acids. The transcript has 2 exons. Gene Ontology annotation, cellular component: exocyst. NCBI's taxonomy places the organism in Eukaryota, Fungi, Basidiomycota, Exobasidiomycetes, Microstromatales, Microstromataceae.
AUGCUGGACCUCGAGGUGGACGAGGCGACGUUGCUGAAGGCCUACCGCCUCGAGACGCUAGAGCCCACAUCCUUUCACGAGUUCGACCAGCACGAUGAUCUGCCCACCUCUGCAGGUAUCGUAGCGGCUGAUGAGCCAGAUCCGCUCGGCCUACAUGCUUCUGUGCCUCUGCGGCAGUUUCCCAAAGAAUUGCGUGCUCAGGUCUCCGUGUCCUCCAAAGUCUUUGAUCCCAAGGCCUUCCUCAGCACAGUACACCCCGAGGCGACUUUUGCUGACCUGAGUCAUGGGCUCAGCCAGCUCAAAGACAACAUCGAGCAGAGGUCUCAUGCCCUCAAAGUUCUCGUCGAAGACAAUUUCGACCGCUUCGUAGCAGUCAAGGCGACUACAGAUGGAGUGUACAGGGAGAUGAAGGAGACCGAAGGCGGACCCCUCGCACCAGACUCGGAUUAUGGCGUCAAAGAGCUGAAGGACAUCCUCUCCCAAGCGAGUGCGAGGGCCGAUCAAGUCUUUACGCCAGUGUUGGAGAACAAUCUCAAGGCCAUGAAGUUGCGCUCCACCCUGGGUGUCUUCGAAAGGUCCAAGUUCUUCUUCAACCUGCCUGGAAGUCUCGCAGAGAGCGUCGAGGCUGGCAGGUAUGAUGUUGCGCUACGAGACUAUGAAAAGGGCAAGUACCUCCUCGAGAAUAGACCUGGACAGCUCCUUGCUUUCAACACUGCCGCUGGUCAAGCGGGCGAUCCGAGGGCGCAGGGCACCGAGAAGCAGAGACAGCAGCAGCAGAGAGUCUUCAGAAAGGUGUGGGAUGCCGUGGAAGCAACCAUGAAGGAUAUGGAGCAGAGACUGUUUGCAGCGUUGAGAGAGCCGAAAAGAUCAGUUGCGGAUCAGGAAAAGACCAUCGAAAUGCUGCUUGAGCUCUCGCCGCAAGAAGAUCCUGUCGCAGCCUUCCUCGAAUCACAGCAUACCCACAUCCACACACUCAUGAGGACUUCCUACAGCACAGCAAGGUCCAAGAUCCAUUCAUGUCGGACGAUGAACGACCUCCUCCCUCGCACAGAGAAGGAUCGCGCAAGGGAUAUUCAGUCAUGCCUCCGUCAGGUAGCUCGUGGCGAGCCUGAUUUUGAGAGAAACUUCGGCGCCCCGACCUGGCGAGCGAUUCUACAACUUGCAAAAGCCGUCUCUGAGAAUCUGGUCCAGACGCUGCCGUCGUUCUGGCGAGUAUGCAAGCAUCACUCAGAGGGCAAAUUCACCAAGAGCAAGACGCCCGGUCUUCAGAGCAGGGCCAAGCGGUGGGCAAAUGAGUCAAUUGAGUCAUAUCUGGAGCAUUUGUCCAGCUUCUUCAAUCUGACUGACUACACGAUACUAGCUCGGCAGCUCCUGUCCCCUGUCCCUGGCUGGGUGCCGACAGGCAGUUGCAGCAUGACCUCUGCACACUACAUGCACUUGACUCUGCAGGAGCUUCAAGAGGCUAUCAACGCGCUACUAUCACUCGACAUUCCCGACACAUCUAUAGCUUUAAAGUCAUUCAUUACGAAUGCUCGUUUUAACUUCACAGAGGUGCUGUGUAACUUCUGGCAAGCCGAUGCAAAGAUCUUCUACAUGCUGGAGGACUGGACCAUCAACCCUGACGAGCAGUCCACCACACUCUUUCUGAAAGAUCUGUCCUCGUUCCACAAGAGCAAUGCUCGGGCUGCGUACCACAUUGCCAGCGGACGCGAUCUCGAUCCUUUCGAAGGCGGACGGUCGAGGGAUACUGGCGUUUCAUCAGAGUGCACAUCACGGAUCAAAUCUGCUUUCCUGGACGCGCUUUACGCCUUCCUCGAUGGUAUUGUCCAUCUGGCUUUCUCGGAGUACGAUCCUCUCGAUCCUACAAUCAGCACAUCGCACAAGGUGGUCGGCAACUCGAGGCUGACAGUCGAUGUUCAGGAACUUGACACGAGGAUCCUUCUGAGCGUGACAAAUCUAGCUUAUUUAAACAAGAUUGCUGUCCCCACUAUGGCAAAGCAGUUUCAAGAAGUAUACCAUUGCAAGAUGAGCGAGGAUCUGACUACGAUCGACGAAGUGGCACAACAGCUGGAUAAGAUUCUCUUCCACGACUUUACUAAGCGCAAGACGGACGCCGUCUCUUCUGUCUUCAAGAGUGGCAUCCUUCACAGUGGCAUCGAUUGGGCCUCGUUGCCAAGCCCGACCCAAGUCCAUCCGUUCAUCUAUGAAGCUCUACUUGCUCUCGUGCAAGUCCAUGCACAGGUACAAAGCGUCACAAAGCCCCUUGUCAGCAGAACAACCAUAGCGAUCCUCGAGUCCCUCACAGAGGUCAUUCUGGAUUCAUUCCAGCGGGUCCCCAAAUUCGGCAUGGGUGGAAUGCUCCAAGCUACCCUCGAGAUUGAGUUUGUGCAUCAGACAUUGACAGCUUUCUUGUCGCCCAAGGCCGAGGCGACACUCAAGCAGAUCUACGAGGUCAUUUCAAAGAAGUAUGAGCGAGUGAAGGACAGUACAGGAGAAGCAGCGGCGGAAGAAAGCAGGACUUUGCAGAGGGAGCUCGAGGAGGUCAAGAAGACACUGGUGAUGAGUCGGAAGAUGACCGCUCUUGAGUUUCUCUGCUUUCGUAAGGCAAGCAGUGGCUCAAGCAGCGGUGGUGCGAGCACCAGUAACAGUGGCAGGCUACAGAGGAGUGGCACGACCACCGCUACGCCCACGGGCGCACCCAGUGGAAGCGCCAAGACGCUGUGGAGCGGUAGCGGGACGAUGAGCGGCAGCGGGAGUGUGCGAACUCCAGCGAGCGGCCGAUAG